Cyprinus carpio (common carp) is the source of this 1508-nucleotide messenger RNA. RefSeq names its product KRR1 small subunit processome component homolog. NCBI's taxonomy places the organism in Eukaryota, Metazoa, Chordata, Actinopteri, Cypriniformes, Cyprinidae. Gene Ontology annotation, cellular component: small-subunit processome; nucleolus. Gene Ontology annotation, molecular function: RNA binding. The record is from RefSeq and is a predicted model, not a curated record.
GCGCUGUUUGCGUGCGCUCGUCACGACCAGACGCAGCGUCUGACGUCACUUCUUACAGCAGCAAUGGCGGCUCCCGCAGAAAGCACGAGUAAAACGCCAACAAAUAAAAAACAGAAAAAAAACAAACACACAGAUGAGACUGAACUGCUGACGGUUCCAGACGGCUGGAAGGAGCCUAAGUUCGCCCGGGUGGACAAUCCCAGAGGUCUGCUGGAGGAGAGCAGUUUCGCCACACUCUUCCCCAAGUACAGAGAGGCGUACCUGAAGCAGUGCUGGCCGCUGGUGCAGAAAGCUCUCGGAGAUGUUUUCAUCAGUGCCACACUGGACCUGAUUGAAGGCAGCAUAACGGUGAACACAACAAAGAAAACUUUUGACCCCUAUGCUAUCCUCAGAGCGAGGGAUCUCAUCAAGUUAUUGGCUAGAAGUGUGCCGUUUGAACAGAAAUCGAGACUCAUCAGACCAGGCAACAUUUUUCCAGUCUUCAACUGUCCAAUUUUGGCUGUUAGGAUACUCGAAGACGACAUGGCAUGUGACAUUAUUAAAAUUGGGACUCUUGUGCGAAACAGAGAGCGUUUUGUGAAGAGACGACAGAGACUGAUCGGCCCCAAGGGCUCCACGCUAAAGGCUCUAGAGCUGCUGACCAGCUGUUACGUGAUGGUUCAGGGAAGCACCGUUUCUGCUCUCGGCCCGUACAGCGGCCUCAAGGAGGUACGGAAAGUGGUGCUGGACACAAUGAAGAAUAUUCACCCCAUUUACAACAUAAAGACGUUAAUGAUCAAGCGAGAGCUGGCGAACGACCCGGAGCUGCGCACUCAGAGCUGGGAGAGAUUCCUGCCCAACUUCCGCCAUAAGAGUCUCUCCAAACGCAAGCAGCCCAAGAAGAAGACGGUGAAGAAGGAGUACACGCCGUUCCCCCCGCCGCAGCCCGAGAGCAAGAUUGAUAAGGAGCUGGCGACCGGCGAGUUCUUCCUGCGAGAGAGCGAGAAGAGACGCCAGAAGAUGAAUGAAAUUAAGGCGAAACAGGCUGAAGCUUUAUCCAAGAGACAAGAGCAGCGGCAGAAAGCUUUCAUUCCUCCUAAAGAGAAGCCAGCUGUGAAGAAGAGCAAAGCAGCAACUGGUGAAAACAAAAUUGAUAUUCAAGCCAUUAAAGAAAAAGUGAAGAAAGCGAAAAGUAAAAAGCUGGGAGCUCCUCCUGUAAACCCCGAGACACCUUCAGCGAAAGACGGCAAGCGGAAGAAAGUCAAGAGCUAAUGCGCGUCGCUCGAUCUGAACUCUGCUGAUCUGACUGUGAUCCUGGAGAAACACACUCAGAUCAUCACUGGAUCUUCACCUUGUAGUAAUAUUGUGUUUAUUAGUCCGUGUGUUUAUAUAAAAGAUGCUUGGUUUCAGAUUUUGUCAGCGUCAUUAUAAAACCUGAUUGAAUCUCACAAUCAUUUAUUAGACUUUAGUUUGUAGGAGACGAGGAAUAAGAGAGGUGGAGGGGUUUUGGAUAAAGAUGUUCUUCAUGA